This is a messenger RNA of Paramormyrops kingsleyae, 1681 nucleotides long. RefSeq lists its product as uncharacterized. The record is from RefSeq and is a predicted model, not a curated record. Lineage: Eukaryota; Metazoa; Chordata; Actinopteri; Osteoglossiformes; Mormyridae.
AUUCUGGCUUUGUUGUGUUUGAGGUCAAAACCAUUCUGAAGCUGGUGGGGCGGUCACUGUCACAUGGUUCAGCUUACAUCGUUUAUCCGGUGGGUGGGGGCCCUAGAACCUCAUUUAGUAGCAGGGGGUGGGCACCAUCACCAUGAAAUACUCAGCGGGAGACUCCCUCAGCCUGGGCGUCACGUCGGCGAUUCCAGGACAACGUGUCACGGGGAGGCCUGGCUGACAUUCCAGCACGCGCCUUCAGCCACGGGCGUGGCCUGGCACCAAGCAAACAACCAGUCCUGCAUUCCUCAAUUAGCCGGCAGGAUGGCGCGGAGGGCGCGCUGAAGCCUCAGGCGGAGAACCAGUCGCGCGGCGUCCCGAGACCCGGCACCUCAGCGGGGUAAGGUCAGCACCAAGCCAGCGCCCAGCAGCCUGCAGGACCGGGUUGGCACGGCAUCCGGCACCCGGAGUAGAGACACAGGAUGACUUCCACACAGCAGCUGUGUCAGCGAUGGAGCACCGUUCUCCUGGUAGGUGUCAUGUGGGCAGUCUGCCACAGGGAGGCACCCUUGUUCCCAUCCCUCAGCCUCUCCCAGGUGUGUGAGAGGCUCCUGCUGGCUGCGGGGCUGUGGACCGGCUUGGGGUUGUGCAUCUUCAGUUUCAGGACUCUGCUUCACUACCACAAGCAACAGGGGAUGCACCUCCUGCAGCCAGAGGAGGCUGUGGAGAGGAGCGAGGCACGUCCCCAGGCCUGGACAGCCCCAGAGUCCAGCCCUGGCCUCAGUGUCUGUGAGACUCACGCCCUGCUCAGCUGCAUGCUUGUGCUCCUCUGCUCCGAGUCGCUGCAGGACGGCAGUCUGGCGGCUGUGUUGGAGCAAGCUGACAGGCUGGAGAGGGCUGCUCAGGCCCUCCAGAAGGGGGCAGUAGUCUUCCCUGCCCAGCCACAGGGGGGCAGGACGGGCCAGGAGGUGGAGACACCAGCCGAGAGACUGCAGAGAAUCGGCAGCUACCUGGAGAGCAGGUCCCAGUCGUUGCGGACUCUGUUCCGGGCCCAGACCGUAUAUCAGAAUGCCGCAGAGGAAGCCCUGAAAGGGCUGGGCUGCUGCUGGGACCGACUGGAGGAGAUGCACGACUGCGUCACCGUGCCGACGGCGAUGAAGGAGCGGGUGAACCCAGAGGGGGCUCUGCGAGAGGUGGAGAGUCUGUCGGCGGAGCUGGUGAAGCAGGAGGAUCGUCUGCGGAUCUGUAAGGCACGUGCCAAGGACAGCUGUCACCUUCUGCAGGAGCUGAGUCACAGCCAGCGGGGGCUGCAGGACCAGUCUGGAACCAGGCCCAUGCCCCUGUGGACCGACAAGCUGAUCCAGUCCAAUGAAAUGCAGCUUGCAGAGCUCCGCAGCAAGUUCGUGUCCCUGGAGCACCUCAUGAUUUGCCUCCGGACUCACCUGGAAGGUCUGCGGGACGGCGUGGUGCUGAACGGGGCCGCGUGCUUCCUGGGCCAUGCCCGGCCGCUGCCGCCCCCCAGCCCGCCAGCGUCUCCACGCUCCUGCGCCUCCUGCUUGUGCUGCCCCCUGUGGUGAAGAUGACCCUUCACUCCUUGUACAUUGUCCUUUAUCCUCCUGGAGAGGGAAGUUUUAUUUAUUUUGUAUAAAAUGUUUCAAUAACUAUAUAAUCAAGUUCAAUAAAUAUUUUUUUCAAU